UUUUGUUUAGUUGUCGUUUACAUCUCACUGCGUUCGAAAGUUGUGCGCUUGAAAUACUUCACCAAUCAAAUCGUAGAGCACAUCAACUUAAUCAACAACAAACAACGAAAUCUCUAAUAACAUGGGUAAUCCAAUUUGGUUCAUCUUCUGGCUGCUCGUCUUCUGGUUCAUCUCCUUCUUCGUUGCGUUCUUCUGCGCAUUCUUCUACAUUAUUAUCUAUGCCGUCGUUGUGUGUGUUCCGGGACUUUCGGGCAUAACCGACAUUUUGCUGCAGGGCUUGCAAUUCCCGCAUUACUGCGCCAAGGCCAUGAUGGACUGCAAAUCAUUGUUCUAGAGAAUUUUUAAACUAAGAAAAUCUAGACUUAAGUGAAAUUAUUUUUGAUCGCUUUUUCUUGAAUAUAAAUUAUUUUUUUAUGUAA
This is a messenger RNA of Drosophila busckii, 419 nucleotides long. RefSeq lists its product as uncharacterized. Bases 122 to 334 code for a protein of 70 amino acids. The record is from RefSeq and is a predicted model, not a curated record. NCBI's taxonomy places the organism in Eukaryota, Metazoa, Arthropoda, Insecta, Diptera, Drosophilidae. The transcript has 3 exons.